Caenorhabditis remanei is the source of this 3303-nucleotide messenger RNA. RefSeq lists its product as uncharacterized. Gene Ontology annotation, biological process: cell-matrix adhesion. The record is from RefSeq and is a predicted model, not a curated record. The transcript has 15 exons. The coding region runs from base 1 to 3303 and encodes 1100 amino acids. NCBI's taxonomy places the organism in Eukaryota, Metazoa, Nematoda, Chromadorea, Rhabditida, Rhabditidae. Gene Ontology annotation, molecular function: calcium ion binding.
AUGGGAAAUGUCUACGAUACGAUUUAUAUCUCAAGAGAUGGAUCUGUUGGAUUCACUGAAAAAAGACAGAAGCCAUCAGCUCUUCCAGUCGAAGAACCUACAAUUGCAGUAUUCUGGCAGCCAGCAACACUAGGAAAUGUCUGGUAUAGAGAGACUUCUGAUGUGAAUAUAAUGAAUCUAGCCCACAACGAAGUGAAUAUUCAAUACCGAUAUGGAUCGCAGUUUCGUGUUCGAUCAGUGGUACUGAUCACUUGGGAAGGAGUCAAAGAUCCUCUCGUUCCAGAAUCCGAAGGAAACACAUUCCAACUGGCGCUUAUUAUCGGCGAUUCGAUGACAUUUGCUCAUUUUAUUUACAGUAAAUUAAACUACAAUACGAAUGCGAUUGCCGGAUUUUCGACAGGAGAAUCAUCGUAUUCUCUUCCAGAUUCAGCCACUCAUGAUGCAAUUCUUUUAUCCGAGAAAUCAGAUAUCGGAAUUCCAGGAGAAUGGUUAUUCCGUGUAGAUGGAGAUCACAUUUAUCUAUGUGGGGCUGGUUUCAAAGGAUUAGAAUGUAUUGAAAGUUGUGCACCAUCUCAAUGGUUUAAUGAUUGUUCGAAAAGUUGUCAUUGCGAUGGAGGAGAUUCUUGUGAUCAAGAAAAUGGGAGAUGUCCAAAUGGAAAAUGUUCUCCUGGAUGGGCCGGAGAACCAAUUUGUGAUGAGGAUUUGGAUGAAUGUGAAAUGGGAAUAGAUAAUUGUCCAAAUGAACAACCUGAUUGUCUCAAUACUCCUGGUAGCUUCUUAUGUUUAUGUUUUGAAUAUGACGAGAGCAGACAGAAAUGCAAAAACUCUAAACCAGCACCACCGAGCGCUCCGAUUCCUGUUGAUGUGAUACCAAUGCACCCAACAUUUACUAGAAAACCAGCACAAGCAAAGGUCAAAGCUUCUCCGAGAACUCGGUUCAAAUCAACGACAGCAGCUGCAACAACACAAAUGGUCACUACGCAUUCGUCAACUUCAUCAUUAACAACAAUUAGGGAAAAACCAAUGGCAACUCCACUUCUAACAACCGAAGUUGUGACAAAACCGACUACAACAACUACUGUAGUGACAACACCAUCAGCUUGUUCGAGAUGUGAUCAGAACGCCAAAUGUUCAAAUGGAAUAUGUACAUGUUCGAAAGGAUUCACUGGAGAUGGAUUCAGAUGCUAUGAUGUGGAUGAAUGUCAAAUACCUGGAGCCGUUUGUGGGGAUCAUUCAAUUUGUUCGAAUACAAUUGGAAGUUUCGAAUGUUCUUGUCAUGGAGGAUAUAGAUUUGAAGACGAUAAGUGUCAAGAUGUUGAUGAAUGUCGAGAAACUCCAAAGAUAUGUGGGGAUCCGAAUAAAGGAACAAGGUGUAUAAACAAGGAUGGAUCAUUUGAAUGUCUUUGUAAAGAUGGAUACGAAGGGGAUCCAUCAUCCGAGUGUAAAGAUGUGAAUGAAUGUAAGAAUACUGAUGCUUGUGGACCCAAUUCACAUUGUACUAAUACGGAAGGAGGAUAUGAAUGUGAAUGUCUUCCUGGAUUCGAAAGAAUUGCCGAAGGAGCUCACUGUACAGAUCGAGAUGAGUGUGCUGUUGAACCAUGUCAUCCAGCUGCCACGUGUAGUAACACAAGAGGUUCAUAUAAAUGUGAAUGUAUUGAUGGAUUUGUGGGAGAUGGAAAGACAUGUCAUGAGACCAUUCUUUAUCCAAUUUCAAAUGAUUCGACGGUUAUUCCAAGGUCCUGGGAUUCAUCAACUGCUAUUCCACUUUCUAAGCCAAUCACAGUGUUUGGAAAGAUGUUUUCAAAAAUUUAUCUCUCAACAAACGGUAUCAUUUCAUUCGAAGAGCCUCUUCAAGGUCUUAUCGAUCAUGCGGACACACUGAAGAAACCAGCAAUUUUUGCUCUACAUGCUCAAUUUGAUUACAUAAAGGAUGGAUUAGUUGCCUAUACGUAUAUUAAUGAUACUGAUGAAGUAACACUACCUCUUUUAAUGCGUUCAUCAAUUGGAAUUCAAACUUCAAUGGGAAUUGAGAAUUUCAAUACAAAACGUCUUCAUAUCUUCACUUUCGACAGAGUCCGACAAUCUGGAUCUGAAAAUUUCAAUUCUUUUCAAAUUGUUCUAGCUGAAUCCGACAAAGAUGCCACCAUUCUAUCACUGAUUUACGAAAAAGUACAAGCUCGUGGACCAAUGACUGGAAUUUCAACUCCCACUGAAUUUCUAAUGCUACCGAAUAAUCGAUUAACGAGUGGUUCAAAUGUCGGACAACCUGGUAAAUGGAUGUAUCGAGUUGAUAUGAUGACACUUCAAGCGUGUCCACCUGGAAGAAUUGGUGAACCACUUUGUGACAGAGAAUGUGCUGUAGGACAUUAUGGAAUCAAAUGUGAAUCAACGUGUCAUUGCGAUGGAUCAGUUGCCUGUGAUGUGAUAACUGGAAUGUGUCCAGGAGCACUUUGUAGAGCUGGAUGGGAAGGAUUAUCGUGUGAUCAGGACAUUGACGAAUGUGGUAUGAAUCUAGUGACAUGUGCAGUUGGAUCAGAAUGUGUUAAUACACGUGGAGGAUAUAGAUGUGACUGUAAGAAAGGAUUUGUUCCUGUCGGAAAAGAAUGUAAACAAAUUGAUCGCUGUCUUUCCCGUUUCUCAGUUCCUUGUUCACGAAAUGCUGAAUGCGUGGAACUCGAAAGUUCUGUUCCAAAAUGUGUUUGCCGAAAAGGUUACCAUGGAGAUGGAUUCAGAUGUACAAUAAGAGAAAAUGUCAAAUCUGCCGGAGGGAGUCAUCUAGUAUCGGAUUUAACUCAUCAUCUGAUGGAAGUGGCCAGUGAUAGUUCAAACACAACUGAUUCAUCGACUUCUUCUUCUUCUGAAAAUCCAUUUGUUAUGAAGAAUUGGAUACCAGAUCGUGUUGGAGAAACGACGCCAAUUCCGCAAAGACCUAAAUUUGUUACAGUUCAAACCCCACCUCUCUUCUAUACAGCCCCACCUAUCAAACCGAAAUUCGCUGAUAAAGAUAUGGAUUUAAUGGAUGGAGACAAGCCAAGAGCCGAAGAAAGUGGAAGCCCUCCUUCCGUCUUAAUCAUCGUUAUUGUGGCAAUUUCGGUAAUUUGGAUAGUAUUGACAAUCUUAGUUUUCGGUGUCAUGUAUAUGAAUAAAAGAAAACAGCGAAACAUGGAAAGGCAACAAUACGCUGCAAUGAGAGGAUGGAAAGGUGGUCAAUUCCAUUCUCGAGCAUCUCGAAUGAUUACAACUUCAAAUCCAAAUGUUAUUUAUGGACAGACUCCAAGGAUAACUCCUUACGAGAGUUAUUAA